Molecule: messenger RNA, 7853 nt
Organism: Porites lobata
Lineage: Eukaryota; Metazoa; Cnidaria; Anthozoa; Scleractinia; Poritidae
Source: the annotation of a GenBank genome assembly
CGUCUUUUCUUCGUCGCCAUAUUUCUUUUCUAAUUUCUGUGUAUUUGUCAGUUCAAGAUGGAUUUUCAAAACAGAGCAGGCGGCAAGACAGGCUCCGGUGGCGUUGCCUCAUGGUCAGAAUCUAACAGAGACCGACGAGAGCGUCUUAGACAGCUUGCGUUAGAAACAAUAGACCUCAACAAGGUAAAAUAAGAAGUUGUUGUUUUGCACGUGUAGCGCUCUCUUUGAAGUAGUGGUGAAGAGUUCCUCCAGCUACGCAGGGGUUUAGGACAAAAGUCUUUUCUUCAUUGCCUGUUAUCAAGAGGAAGCCACUAUUCGAUGUACUGGGUACUCAAUAAUAGUAAUAAACACUGUAAUGAUAUUUUGCAUGUCCUUGUUGUUUCUUGUUUUUAGGAUCCAUAUUUUAUGAAGAACCAUCUUGGUUCCUAUGAAUGCAAAUUGUGUCUCACACUGCACAAUAACGAGGUAAGUUGAGUGGCUGUCAAUAGAUGCUUAACUGCUUUCUGGGCAUGAUUUCUGUACAGCCCUUUUUAAAAAUGCAAUAAUUAUGUAUGCAACAAUCUCAUACUAUUUCACACAAACAGUGGAUAUGAAUAGAGUGAGAACAUGUAUGCAUAAUCAAUGCAUGAGGCUGAGUGGAAACUUACUGCUCCCUAGAGAAGGAAAGUUCAUUUUGGUAGUUUCAUAUAUUUAUUGGAUGAUCUAAUCUUUCUGUUCUUGUGGACUGGGUGUCUAAGAGAUGCAGUGCAAUAAUCAUGAACAGUAUGAAAAGAAUUUAUAAGUGUCCAAUAGCCCAGGGCAUGAGGAGUUUAGGAAGUUGAGGCUGUCGGGCAAGCCAACUUGCCCGAGAGGCAAGUGAAGUUGUUUGGGGAAUUCAAAUAUAGGAGAAAUGUAAUCAUUGCUUAUCUAGUAAAUGCAAGCUAUAGCUUGCCUGAAUAACAAUCUGUAAAGCAGAUGAACCUGUGAAGUUCACCCCAAUUUAUGUGUUGUGCCUUGAGACAGAAGUCAGUUGACAGUAACCAUGAGACACUAAUAGCUCACAGUCCUACUGUAUUUUCAGUCCUCUCAUUUCGUUGUGUUAUCAUUAUUUUUGAGCUUUGCUUUUAAUUAUUAUUGUCUUUUUAUUAUUGUAGGGAAGCUAUCUUGCUCAUACUCAAGGAAAAAAGCAUCAGUCUAACCUGUAAGCACCAGAACACACACUAUAUUUGGGUUCCACUGUUUGUACCUGUUCCUGGAUUAAGAUGUGAUAUGAUCUCUUGCUGGUUUUCAUAUUAUUACUCUGGUCACUGUAAAAAGGAUGGUAAUUUGUAUGGUAGUAAUGAUCACCAUGAAACCUUGUCCUUAGAAAGGACUGAAGUAUUUCCCUGUCCCAUAAAAGCAUACUUGUCCAAUACUCUAACAAAUUUAUUCAUGGUAUUGUUAAAUUUCUCAUUGUUUUGCUUCUUUCUUUACCAUUAUGCUUUUGUACAGUACUGUAAUGUGAAUACAAUACAAUACAAUACAAUGCCAUGCAUAAAUUCAUUGGAGUAUUAGACAGCUCUCCCUUGUUGAGUGUCAUCCCAUUGUCCCUUAGAGUGCUUGAAGGACACUGUUUUGUAAGUCUCCUACUGGAGAUGUUAAUGCCAUUAAGGUAAAGGCGAGCACGAGCCAAAGGCAGAAAUGGUCGGAGCUUAUCCCAGUUUCAUUAGUAUGAAGCACCUAGGAGUAUUGUUACUCCCCCCUGGACGGGAUGCUAGUCCAUCGCAGGGUUACCCCCCAGCAGUAUGUCACUGGUACCCAUUUAUACACCUGGUUGAAGAGAGACAAAGUGGAGUAAAGUUCCUUGUCUAAGGAAACAACGUGAUGGGCGAGGCUUGAACCCCGGACCUCCAGAUCCGGAGUUCGAGGUGUUAACCACUCAGCCACACAUGCCUGCACAAUGCCAUUCCUACUUGUUUAUUUGAGCCACACAAAUGUCUAGCUACAAUGUAUUCACAAAGCAAUAGCAAAAAAUUUGUACAUGUAUGUACCUUCGUCACCUAGUUUGAGACCCUGAGUUUUGGUCCGGCCCAGGGCUCAAACCCAUGACAUCCCAUCCCCUUGGCAGUCCAGCACUUUACUUACAGCUACUCUAAGCAAUCCUUAUCUUUGAGGGAUUCACUUAAACUUAAUUUGUGUUUCAAAAAAGUUAAAGUGAUCAUCACUAAACAAGAUUCUUAUUUUAAAUUACCUUUUAUCAUUCUUGUGAAGUGCUUAUUCCACAAACCCUUCCAAACAAUACUUGUAUCUUAAAAUGACUCCAAAACAGUUUCUGUGACUAGAAAUAACAAGCCUGCGAGCAGGCUCACUUGUGUUUCCUACUGAUGUUUUUUAUCAUUAAGUUUGAAGUGUGAAUGUUUGUGUCACAUAUCGUUGGUUUUUGUGGCAAUUAAGUGGCCUAUCGUUGCCCGUCGUUUUUAACCAAAUAGAUCGCUGUGUUCAUCAGUGAAUGUGGGGUAUUGAAAAAUCAAUAGCUCGCGUACAGGCUCAUUUUUCCUUGGCCCAUUGGUGGCAUACAUGUACAUCGAGGUGCCAAACAUUUUUCCCAAACUUGAACAAUUGAACCUGCUUGUAGGCUAAGAAAUAACUAAAUAUAAUUAUUUUCAGUGCUCGUCGUGCUGCUAAAGAAGCAAAAGAAGCCCCAGCUCAGCCAGCACCAGUGAGUACAGUAGUUUGUAUUUUUUCAAGUUAAAUAAUGAAGCAGUACUGUUGUAAAGCUGUAUUUCUGAUCAGCAUGUCACAGAUGCUUGUCAAAUAUAAACCUAGUCUAUGGCCUUGCUCUCCAUGAGUUCUCCGUGGCUCAAAGUGGAUAGAGCGCCCGCCCAGUGUUUGGGAGGUUAUGGGUUGGAAUCCUGUUUGUCCCACGCUCGUGACAUGCUGAUCACAUUGGUUUCACCGAGCUUAAAAUUUACCAUCUUUCAUUCUUUCAGCCGUAAUAUUUUAUGUGCCUCUGUUCUAUGAAAAGUGAACUGUGAAUAAAAUAAAACAAAAGAAGAGGAUAAAUACUGUUAUGUGUUAAAGCAGUAUGUACAAGUAAACACUGUAAUUGCUUUGCUUGCUUUUACAGGAAAAACCAAGGGUAUCUGUUAAAAAGUUUGUCAAGAUAGGCCGUCCAGGUUAUAAAGGUAACAAAAAACCUUAUCAUUUUUUUCAUUUCCUUCCUUCAUGUCAUAAUAUUUACUUGCUAAUAACAUAUGUAGAUGUAUAUAGAAUACACUGGUACUUGUUUUUUUUUUCUCUGAAAAAAAUAAUAAUUCUACUAUGAUGUAAACAUGUUAUUUGGUAUGUUUAAGAAGAGAAGUAAAAUGAAACUAAAUUAGCCUGAAUUUUGACCAUGAAUUUUUGGUCUUGUAUGACUUAUACAGAGUUGUUAUUUACUCUUUGCAGCUGUUGCUAGAUGGUGUGACCAACACUGUACUUGUAUCUAUGUGAAUCAUUACCUUAAAAUAGCAAAGACAAAAAUAUUUUGCAAAGUCUUGACAGUGCUAUUUUGUUGAUUUCAGAGAAAAAAUAUCAUAGGUAGCAAUGGAAAAAGUCACUGGACCACAAUCCUUGCGUUAUUGCAUUUUUUCCAUAAAACUCUUUCAUUCCAACAUCCAUAAAAUCUUAGUCACCUUGUGAUCACUUUCUACAUGUACCAAAUUUCCUUGUGUGCUCUUUCCAUCUUUGGUAUUGUUGAAAUUUUAUCUCAAAAUAUUGUUGCAUUAAGCUGGUCACUUGAUUGUAGCUGUCAAAGGUCUAUCUAAUUUGGCCCACCAUAUUGUGUGCAGUAAAAUGACAACUAAUCCACACAACUGACAGUAUUCUACAUAAAUUGCCACAAUAGGCCAUGAUGACGAUGUUUGACUACAACUGCCAAAAUUCAUUUUGUCUUUGCCUUCUUAUUUAAAUUUGUCUAUUCUACUAGGGUUUAAUAAACAAUAGCCCUAAUAAUUUAUUUGUACAAGCAAACAACAAACUGAAGGAUUCUGGAGCAUGUAGUUGUAGUAAAAUAAUGUCAAUGUGCAAUUGUCCUGUAGCAUUACAUGCAAUGGAUUUUAAGUCCAGAGCAGUACUUCUGCUUAUAUAAUAUUAAUGAAAUACAUUGUAACAUUUUUGUCUUUCUAUCACAUGAAUACAGUAACAAAACAAAGGGACCCAGACACUGGACAGCACAGCCUUUUAUUCCAGGUACUAGGUUUAUACCAACAUUGUACUUGUUUAGCAAAUAUCAUUACAUUUAUUCAAAGUGAGCAAUUAAUUACACUCAAGAAAUCAGUUAAGAAACGGUAUGGAUUUUAUGGGUCUGGUCUGAAAACAGGUGUGGAAAAUGACAUUUUUUGGUCAUUUUUAAUUAUAGGGUCAGGAUUGGGAGAACCAUGUGGCACAUCACACCCACCAAGAAUUCCCAGGAGUACCCCCCGUCCCCCGCUCACUAUGGAUCAAUGCCAAAGAAGACCCAUUAGGGGACUGUUAUUGUAUUUUAACCUGCUUCAGAAUGCUCAAAAGUGAUUCAUUCCUCUGUAUGUGUAGGUGGAUUAUCCAGAGAUAGCAGAAAGCAUCACUCCAAGGCAUCGCUUCAUGUCAGCUUAUGAACAGCGGAUUGAACCACCAGACAAAUCAUGGCAGUAUCUUCUUUUUGCAGCUGAGCCUUAUGAAACUAUAGCCUUCAAGGUAUGUUCAUUGAAAAUAGUUUACGAAGCAUUUGCUGUAUUGCUGGUUUUCAGUGUCACGCCAUUCAAAAUACCGUAGAUCAAAAUUAAAAUCAAAAUCUUUCAAUAGAUUAAGUCAAAAGUCUGGGAAAUGUAAGUAUGUAACUAUGCAAAGACUCUUGCCAAGAUUCAGGUCUGAGGAAUAUUUCGUAUAGAAAUACCCAAAGAAAUGUUUUACCCAAAUUUAUAGAGAUUUGUAUGGAGACACCAUGCUGAAGAAACAGAAACAUCUGUUGCUGAGUUUUGCUACAAAAGCAUGAUUAUAUUUCUCAAGUAAUUCAUAAACAUUAAGGUAAUACUUUUUCUAAUGCAUGAACUGUUUAGAUAAGCAAAAUUACAGUAAGCUUCUUUUUUAACCUUCAUGACAGCUCUCUGAGCUGCGAUGUAAAUGCUUAGACAUUCAAGAAUACUCAAAACCAAGGAGCCUUUUGAAGUGAAAAUUUGUAUGGAAAUUAUUUUUGAGCUGCCCCUGUACAUCAUGAAAGAAAAUCUCAGUAGGACAGAUAGUUUUGUUGUUUGAAUUUUAGCGACAUCAUGUAAAAAACAACAAUUCAUUCCUGUGGAAGGCAGCAGGCCCCUUUUUGAGAUGGACACUAAGUGCUGUUCCCAGAGGUGUCCGGCCUUAAAGAGAGCCGACUGUAGCGUUGAUAUGUAAAUUGAAUCAAACAGUCAGCAGUUUGAAAAAAUGUCCAUGUUUUGUUUUCAAACACCUUUAAGUUAAUAAGAAACAAUUCUUGCUGUAGAUUCCAAGUAGGGAAAUUGACAAAGAUGAAGGGCGACUGUGGACUCACUGGAAUAAAGACACAAAACAGGUCAGCAAAUUCUGUUAUUGUAUCUCUAAAUGAGUACAUGCAAUUUGAUUGGUCAAUUUAAUGGGCCAUAAUUCACUGUAAUGAUGGGUGAAUUCAAGUUUGUUUUGGUUUUUAAUUUGCUGAUUGUUUCGUGUAAUUUUGGUCUAUGGGUAUGUUGAAUGAUAAACAAAUGUUUUUGACAACUCAAAGCCUUGACCUUGGACCCUGUUGGAUUUGAUCCGCCAUGACCCGUCAACAGCUGUUCCACUUCUUGAAAUGAAGCCUUCAAUGCCCUCUUAGACUCUCCCUUAACCCAGAGAUUUUAUCUUUCUAGCCCCAUCCUUUAAAGUAAACAGCUGGUAUUUGUUGUACCCAUGGAUGGUUUAUGCAUCAGUCAAUUCCAGCUGCACCCAGCCCCCUCCCCCCCCCAUAGCAUUUUUUUUGCCUUGGAUGGCAAAUUCCCAGGGGUGGGGACUCUUGAGCUGUCAAAUCCCUGGGGUGGGGACAAAAAAAGAGGGCAAAUGCCCCAUCCUCUGUCAACACUGCAACAUUUUUCAUUGAUCACACAGUCGAGUAGUGCCAUUUUAAGCAUUUUAAUGUGUGAUUUUUUGUUUCAAUUAACGUCUUCCUUUGCAAUAGCGCUAUUCUAAUUGAGACUUCACGCCAUGACAAUACCAGUUUAUGGUUUUAGUAUUGUUAUAAAAUUAUUGACAUUAAAAUUAAUAGUGCACUGUAAAGUUAUAGCUGCUAUGAAUAGUUUUAUGAAAGGAUGUUCUUCAAAUAAUAUCAAGAGAAACUUGAUUCAAAAACCAGAAAAUAUUGAUUCACAUUGAUAGCUCCCGAGUUUCACUAUUCUGGCUUGAUAAGCAAUGAAGAAGUGCAUGCAUAAAAUCAAGAACAUGCCUUUACAAACCUCUUCAAUUUUUUCCCAUCCUUGACAAAUGAGCCAAUCUGCUUGUUUUUCCAGUAAAAUGCUCUGUGUAGUUAUAUUCUGAUAGGAAACUGUGCGCCUGUCAAACACUUGGGGUUGGCCCUGGGUUGGCAAAUGCCUGACCCCCGGGCAGCGCAAAAUUUUGCAAAUGCCCCACCCCCGGGACUCACAAGGUGGGCAAAUGCCCCGCAGUAGCCCGGGGAGGGGGGGGGGACCUGGGCACAGCUGGAAUUGACUGAUGCAUUUGUCGUGAGCAAAUAAAACAGAAAUGCAGGAUCAUAUGAUCGUCAGUUGCUUUGGACGAUAAUUUUUGUGCACUGAACAACUCAAUAAAAGGCUUUCUGUUUUCUUGCUUUCAGUUUUUCCUGCAGUUCCAUUUCCGACUGACACCCAAUCAAAUUCAACAGCAGCAACAGAAGAGAGGUGGAGCUAGUCAACAGAGUUUGCCACCUGGCCUUGCACCUCCACUGCCCAGAAACAUCCCCUCUGCAAACCCUCUUAAUCCUUUUGCUCAGCGCUGAUUACUUUACUAGAUGUACCUUCUCACGGAUUGUUGUCCGGACAUAUGAACCCACUUAUCAUUUUGCUUAGUGCGGAUUCAGAUUGCCCAGAUAGAUUAAUGUACCUCAUCACACAGUAGUCUCUAAACUUUUGCCCAGGCCUGGGGUCAAUUAAGUAAAACUCUUACAAGUGUAAUUUACAAGGGUACCUGUUGUUUUCAGACUUUUAAUCAAUGGCUACACUUCUGAGUGACUCUUGUAAAAUUUUAGCAGAAACUCAUGUUUCUGGUUUUAGUUAAUUGACCCCUGAUUACCUGGUGAUUUCCUCGUAGAGGGCACUGUAAAUAUCUGUAUGAAAUAUUAUUUUUAUGAAGGUUUUUAAUGAGGAUGUCACUAGAACUUUAAGGUCUUCUUAUUCCCUUUAAACAAUUCAGGAAGUUUCAUACAUCGUACAUGCACAAUGUAACUCUACCCAACCUUGAUGUGUUUUUCUUGCAUGAUGUAAAAAAAGGCAUUACCUUGAAAAUGAGUGUUCAGUUGUGUAGCAUGACGGUCUUUGAGUUUAAUCUCACAGGAACAGUUAUUCUAGUCUGAGGUUUUGUGUCAAAUUAAAUAAACAAGCAAACAACAAUUUUAUUUUAGUUCAUUUCUAUCCUGUGCAGGCAACAACAACAUGCUGAAUUGUAUCUUAUGCUGGAUUAACCUUGAAUUAAGGCUAUGUUAUCAUUUAUCACCUAAUAAUAGUCAAAGUUAAUAUACUCAGGGAAACAGCUCAUUAUAGCAAAAAUAUUGUUUUUCUAAUUCUCCUCCUUCUUUGUUCUCAAAUAAGUUUUCAGCAAAAGCAUUGUAAACAAAUAUUGAUUCAACAUACACAUGUAAAACAGGACCAUUGAUGUGAAAAAAAUGUAAAGGAAGAAAGGGC